UGCUUGGAAAGUAUGUCAGAGAAACUGAGAAAGUAACAACGUCGUAACCUAUCUUUGAUUGUCAACAUGAUUACUAUUUGUCCGUGUUGUCAGAGAUGUUUCUCCGACAAUGAACCUUGACCCCUGAGUGGAAAAUGUCCCAGUUCUCCAACACCGCCUACUCUGUUUAAACGAGUAAUAUUCUUUCAUCUUAUAAUAAAUAUGGACUCCGACGCCCAGGAACUGGCAGACACUUGGGCCAAUUUUAUUCGAGUCGAUAUGAGCCAAGGGAUUAAGAAUGUGGAAAAUUCUAUUGAAGAUACCCUUACAAGGCUAGAUGAGUUUACUGGAGUUAUCGAUUUGCUGAGACGAGAGUCAAACUUCGAGGCGGCCUACACCAUACUGGCAAAAAAACCUGAACUCAUGCUCCUGUUCGAAAGAAUUAGGAAACUCGAAAGAAUCAUCGACACUGUGAAACAGACUGUCAAUUCAUUUGAACACAUUGUCACAACUGCCGAAAGUGAACUUAAUUUUACUCCCGAGGGUAAAUUGUUAAAUUAUAUAAAACCACUAUUUUUUAAAAAACAGAGUGCAAGCCUAACAAGAAGUGGUGCCUUGCCUACUUUUAUAAGUCCAGAAAUAUUCUCAACCAAAGAUUUGUUUGCAGAGUGAUUUAUUCAGUUAUUCAAGGUUCCAUUACAAAUAUUUAAUUUUAUUAAAAUUUUAAUUAAAAAACAACCAUUUUUAAUAUAUAUAUUUUAUGAUAUUAUAAAAAAAAUUAUCUUGUAAAUUUUUUUAAUAUAUUUUUUUUAUACAAGUUAUAUCACUUGUAACAAAACUGAGUAAAUGAUUAUGAUAUAAAUAAGUAAGUUUUUUAAGUGUUUCACAUUUUAACAACUUACAUCUUGGUAUUAAUAUGUUGACAAGUAUAAAUUCUAGACUUGUAUUAGUAAAAAACCAACAUGCAGAUUUCUUAAAGCAUCUUAAAAUGGAAUGAUGAAUUUUUAGGGCAAAAUGUAAAAGAAAAAACGUCUUUCUAUAAAGUUAUAAUGAUGGAGAUGUGUUGUUUUUAUGUUAUUCAUUUUUAAUUAUUUAAUUUUUUAAAAUUAUUAUUGUGAGAUUGUUAAUGAAAUUUAAUUGAAAUAGCGUGCAAGUCAACUAAGAAUUCUUCAACCAAUCUUAGAACAACUAGUUGGACUCUUGGUUUAAAAGAUCGAUUGACUAUUUCAAUAGUAGUGUAUACUAUUUUUAUAAUAAAUUUAAUUCUCAGAUUUAAUAAAGAAUUUCAGUAAACCAUA
Cimex lectularius (bed bug) is the source of this 1277-nucleotide messenger RNA. Its product is annotated as biogenesis of lysosome-related organelles complex 1 subunit 4-like. Gene Ontology annotation, cellular component: BLOC-1 complex. The transcript is spliced from 4 exons. The coding region runs from base 202 to 651 and encodes 149 amino acids. The record is from RefSeq and is a predicted model, not a curated record. Lineage: Eukaryota; Metazoa; Arthropoda; Insecta; Hemiptera; Cimicidae.